AGCACUGGCUGCAUCCUGGUACCGGGUACGGUCGUGACAGUGGUAACGUCGGUCGUCGUUCAAAGUCUGGUCUGGAGCUGGAGGAUAUUAACUCAACAAACUGUUAAUAGUGUCUGGAACUCUUAAAAAACCGUACGACCAGACAACAUCUCUCUUCAGUCUUUGUAUACACUGUAAAUCUUCAUUUACUGAAGUGGAACGGGUGAGGCUCCCAACAUGAAUUCAUCAGAAAGUGCUACGGGUGGGACUUCUAACACGACUACAUCAGAAAGCGCUACAGGUGAGACUCGAAACAUGAAUACAUCAGAAAGCGCUGCAGGUGAGACUCGAAACAUGAAUACAUCAGAAAGCGCUGCAGGUGAGACUCCAAACAGGAAUACAUUAGAAAGCGCUGCAGGUGAGACUCCAAACAUGAAUACAUCAGAAAGAGGUACAGGUGGGACUCCCAACAUGAAUUCAUCAGGAAGCGCUACGGGUGGGACUCCUAACAUGAAUACAUCAGAAAGCGCUAAAGGUGACACUCGAAACAUGAAUACAUCAGAAAGCGCUGCAGGUGAGACUCCAAACAUGAAUACAUCAGAAAGAGGUAUGGGUGGGACUCCCUACAUGAAUACCGGUACAUCAGAAAUGUGUGGUAUGCCCAUCACGAAUUCGUCAGAAAAAGCUUUCAAUGGGAUUCCCAACAUGAAUUUAUCAGACUGUGCUAUGUGUGGGAUCACCUUCGUAAAAGGGGCGAAGGGUUAUGGUCGGAUUAGACUAAGGAGAUGUACUACCCUGGGAAUAGCCCAGAAAUUCUGUCGAGGGCCUGUGUGUUUGGACAAUUUUGUGUGCCGAAAAUGCGAGCGCUUCAUGAAGAAAACAAAGAAGCAAAAAAGUUUUUUGAUAGCUGAGAAAAAACUUUUGAAAAAUGGGGCUCAUUCAAAAGGUUUACAAUUACCUGUUUGCUCCCCAUCGCAAAAUGCUGAUAGUGGAGUCCAACAGAAACCUUGCGCUCAGGAAAAUGAGGGAAGAGAUAAAAUCGAAUCACCCACAAGCGCGGUUCCCAUGGAGACUGGUCCUGAGGUUCAAGAUUGGGAUGAUAUGGAAGAAGGAGAAGAAACCCAGAAAUCACAGAGUUCAAGUCGAUCCUUGCCAAUAGAUAAAGUCAUUGCCUACCUGACGGAGUACAAAUAUCUGAUCGGGCUCAGGGCUCUCAGUAAGGUUUCUGCAACAGCCAAGCAAGCACUGAUAACUGUAGUGGCAGAAAUAAUAAAAAACGAGAUAAAAUCACAACCAAAGAUCAAGGCAUUUCAGCAACGUAUCAGCCACUCUGCAGUCUCUUCAUUUUCCUGGGUAAAAGCGAUGGAGGAGGCUCAGGAGAGCUUACCAGCCACAGUCCAAUGUAUCUGGGCUAUGCUACCACUCAAAAAGAAAAGAAAAUAUGAUAGUGAUGUUGCUCGAAAGGCUGUCCAAAUGCUGAACAUUGCCCUCUACACUAGAUCCCGCAACUACAAGUUUGUACCAUCGUCUGUUGCUUUAGAACUCUUCAAACUACAAGCAAGCAAGAAGGUUAUCAGUACAUUUAACCACAUUGCGAUAUCCCAGAGCAAGUGUGCAAUCAAGGGCAAUCUCAAUGCCAUUAGAAAAGAACAUGAACAGGAACUUCUGAACUGGAAAGAGUCUCAGGAAAAAAUGCAAGCUGAUCAAGGAUCGCAAGACGGCCAAAGGCAUGAUAGUUAUGGCUUUGGCUACAGCCGUGUCCAACUUGGAAGUGAAGCAAAUGCAGCAGGCCACUCAAACACACAAACUAUCUGUUUUGCAGUCAAAGAUCGUGCUUAUAAGAAGCCUGUGAAAAGACAUAUUUUAGCCGGGAGAGCAACCAAGGUGCAAGUGCCGGCUGCAGAACUUGAUCCCUAUACGUUUCUCCCAUCCCCCGAGGUCUUCGAGCGCAGAAGAUCGAGGGCUGUAUUCCUGGUCAAGCACCUCAUUGCCAAGCACCUGACGAAAGUCCAGCAUCUGAAGGAGAUGAUGCCUUCCAGGAUCCUUCACAGCCACACCAAAGAAAUGGAUGAGAAGUCUCAAUGCGUUACUCUCGGCGUAGUUGAUGCUAACCCAGGCUCCACACAGGGUAUGAUAUCUGUCCUUGAACGUUUGCAGAAUUAUAUGCCUGUGAAGGAAGGUAAGCCGACACCAUGCUUACUGAGUGGGGACAUUGAGCCCAUUCUUCAUGCGCAGAGGCAUGCCUGCAGUGAAGGAGAAGACGGGGAUGGUCGCUUUGUUCCCAUAUUUGCCUGCCCUCAAGAAUAUCAAAAGGAACUUCUCCAUGUACAAGAAUCAAAUAAAAAGUUCUUCAAAGCAUCCAGUAUAACUGAUAGAGGGACGAUCGCCCAGCUGCGGAACCAGUUUAAUCUCAGAUUAUUCAAGAACGAGACCAAUGAAAGAUAUCAGCAUGCAUGGGAUAUGUACGAGUUUGUGACAGAAUCACACAUCCUAUUGUGUGCAAUGAAAUUGUGUGGAGUGACAUCACUUGAAGAUGAACCGGAAGGACUGCCAAGCAAUGAGAAUGAUGCAAAGCAACUCGAGUGGUUGACUAACCUUGCACAUCGAGUGGUGGACUUCUGCUGGUCUCCUCCAGAAAGAGAAGAUGUACACGUAGCUGCCGCAUCAUAUGACAAAAACCUGAAAGACGUUGCGGAAAAAGCCCUUCGAUACUGUCGUUGCAACGCUCGUGAGAAGUCAGAUGACAUGGUCUUGUGCUGCGCCAGAACAUGCAAGCAUUCCUGGUUCCACUUAGACUGUUUGGGACUGAAAAAGGCUCCGGACUCGGAAGAUGACUGGUACUGCUCCAAGAAAUGUCAAAAGAGCGCAUCCUACAUCUACUGUUUCUGUCACACGAAGCAACCGGUGGGGGUGAAUAUGGUCCAGUGUCACCUAGCGGAGCAGUGUAAGAAGUAUGUGUGGUACCACCAAGAUUGUGUGUCUACUAGCACGGAUGCUCCCUUACCAGACACAUGGUACUGUUCUGAGGAAUGUGCGCUUGAAGCUGAAAAUGAUGACCAUGUGCUGAACCACACCAAGGCUCUUAUGUAUGAAGGUCUAUGUCAUCUUAUCAGACGUCAAGCCGUUAGUGAGGGUAACGGACCGGCCAUGGUGGAUGACUGGAAGGCUGAUAUGCUCAACUUCCAUGAGUGGGGUCAUUGGGAGUAUCUUGCUACUGGGCAUUAUUUUCUUGCAUGUGUUGAAGGGUUUGCUGAUCCAGAACUUCAAUUCAGCUUCCUUUGGAACAGAGUUGCGAACCCCAAAGGCACGCCGGGAGGAAACGUUGGAUUGGACGCUGUGCAUGAAUGUGUGAAUUUGGACAAUGCCGGAGUAAUCAAACCUCCUGGAGGGAGUAUUACCCCAGACCUGCUUGCGAGAUAUGCUCAACUGAAAGGGCCAUUUGGAAGAGAUCUUGGUACCCUCUUUGCAAUGUCAGGCCCUGCGGAAGAAAGAUCAAAGAAUGCUAAGACUGACUGCUAUAACCAGGGCAUCCAGCGUUUCACCAAGGAGUACCAGUCCGAUGCCCUCUUUGACUACAUUCCAGGAAGGGAGCACGCAGGCUUUGGUGUCUUUGAAAACAGUUGUCAAGUGGAGAAUCCCAAGCAGUUAGGACGAAAGUUGCAGAGUCUUUCAGCUGAAUUGGACGUGUGGAAAAGUGUUACUACAUCGUGCAGGGAAACGUGAACAAUGCCCUCUUUGACUACAUUCCAGGAAGGAUGCACUCUGCCUUUUGUGUCUUUGAAAACAGUUGUCAAGUGGAGAAUCCCAAGCAGUUAGGACGAAAGUUGCAGAGUCUUUCAGCUGAAUUGGACGUGUGGAAAAGUGUUACUAAAUCAUGCAGGGAAACGUGAAGUUAGCCAAGAUGUGAGCCAUGGGUUGAUUUGACAGUAAAAAAAAACUUAUGCCAAGGGUUUAAUUUAGAUACCUUGUCAAAAUUUCAGAGCUGUGUCUUUCCUGAAGGAAUCCCACAAGUGGCUCUUCAUUACCACCCAUUCUCACAUUUCAUUGUUCUCCUAGUCGAAAUGCUGGAAAGUUGCUAUUGAAAGACUCAUGGGCCCGCAUUCUGAAGUCGGGUUGAACUUAACUCAGGUUUAAAGUUGUGGUUUAAGUAUGG
This is a messenger RNA of Lytechinus variegatus (green sea urchin), 4132 nucleotides long. RefSeq lists its product as uncharacterized. The record is from RefSeq and is a predicted model, not a curated record. The transcript is spliced from 12 exons. Lineage: Eukaryota; Metazoa; Echinodermata; Echinoidea; Temnopleuroida; Toxopneustidae. Bases 217 to 3702 code for a protein of 1161 amino acids.